GAGAUCGCAAAGUAUUCUAUUGUGAAGUCAGCUUCACGUCUUGAUCGUGCUAGGAGAAAAAGGGAUGAUCCUGAUGAAGAUUUGGAUGCUGAAGUGGAUUCAGCUUUAAACCAAGCAGGAACUCUAGUUCUUGAUUGCAGUGAGAUUGGAGAUGAUCGUCCGCUUUCUGGUUGCUCACUGUCACAUGAUGGCGAGAUGCUUGCCACAUGUUCUCUAAGUGGAGUAGCAAAGCUAUGGAGCAUGCCUCAUGUAAAGAAGGUUUCUACCCUUAAGGGACAUCAUGAGCGAGCUACUGAUGUUGCAUUCUCUCCAACAUGCAAUCAUCUAGCUACUGCCUCUGCUGACCGAACGGCAAGAUUGUGGAAUACAGAAGGGUCUCUUUUGAGGACUUUUGAGGGCCAUUUGGAUCGUCUAGCACGGAUUGCCUUCCAUCCAACUGGAAAAUACUUGGGCACAACUAGCUUUGACAAGACAUGGCGUUUAUGGGAUGUGGAAACCGGUGAAGAGUUGCUUCUUCAGGAAGGACACAGUAGGAGUGUGUAUGGACUAUCUUUUCACCAUGAUGGCUCCUUGGCUGCAUCUUGUGGACUAGACUCACUUGCCCGUGUUUGGGAUCUUAGGACAGGAAGAAGUGUUCUUGCUUUUGAAGGCCAUGUUAAACCUGUUCUUGGUAUCAGUUUUUCUCCAAAUGGGUACCAUUUAGCUACUGGCGGUGAAGACAAUACUUGCCGAAUUUGGGAUCUGAGGAAGAGAAAAUCUCUCUACACUAUACCUGCCCACUCAAAUCUCAUAUCCCAAGUUAAAUUUGAACCUCAAGAAGGAUACUUUUUGGUGACGGCUUCAUAUGAUAUGACUGCGAAGGUGUGGUCAUCAAGAGACUUUAAGCCUGUUAAGACGCUAACUGGACACGAAGCCAAAGUUACUUCAUUGGAUGUUAUGGCAGAUGGACAAUUCAUUGCUACGGUUUCACACGAUAGGACAAUCAAGCUAUGGUCUAGCAAAAGCAAUGAAAAAGAGAAGGCGAUGGAUAUUGACUACUAAUUUAGUAAAUUUUGCAGAGAUGUAUUGGAAGUCAUUGAAUUUGUCAAUGACUGAUGAGAAAAAAAGAAUUUUUAAAUGUAUCGCACCCACUUGAACCCUUCAUGAGCUGUAACGCCCCGAUUUGGGUCCUGCAUGGUCGUCACCCUAAGAUAAGGACGGUGAGGAAAGUGGUGGUGGUGGCCGGUGGGGAGCAGGAUGCGGGGUUCGAAUUCAAUAAUUAGCAUUUGUUGUACAAUUGAUCUUCUUGUGGAUUAUGGCAUGGUAAUUGAAGAAUGCAGCAGUGACCACACAACAUCAUCUAAGGCUUAAAAGAAUGCGCAGAGAUUGGAAAUGCUUGGAUUUGAUUAAUUAGGAGUUUAAACGUGUGCUCCGCAAUGCUACUCUGACAUUAUUUUUGUUAUUAGUAUUGAGUUUUUGGCACGCUAAAUUGAAAGUGGGCAAACUAAUAUCUUGAGGUUCAAAAUUUAGGGUGUGUUCUGUGUCGACGAAGUUUUGCAAUGAAUGGAAUAAAAUUUAAGGCCUGGUACUGGC
Molecule: messenger RNA, 1572 nt
Organism: Cuscuta epithymum
Lineage: Eukaryota; Viridiplantae; Streptophyta; Magnoliopsida; Solanales; Convolvulaceae
Source: the annotation of a GenBank genome assembly